AUGCCCGCCAUCAACUCCAUUGUCGCCCGCGACGCUGUCCACCAGCUCGCCAAGCGCCAGAACUGGGCUGCCCAGGAGGCCGGUGUAGUCGUCGUCUUCUGCAUCGUCUUCCUCGUUGCCGUGGGCGUUACCGGUCUGUUGGUCUCCCGCUGCCUCUCGCGCCGCAAGGCCAAGCGUCAAGCCGCCGCCGCCCAGGCAUAA
Messenger RNA from Colletotrichum higginsianum IMI 349063, 201 nucleotides. RefSeq lists its product as uncharacterized. The record is from RefSeq and is a predicted model, not a curated record. The transcript has a single exon. Lineage: Eukaryota; Fungi; Ascomycota; Sordariomycetes; Glomerellales; Glomerellaceae. The coding region runs from base 1 to 201 and encodes 66 amino acids.